AUGGCUUUCGAAGGAAAAUGGACAUUUGACCGAUCAGAGAAUCUCGAAGCAUACCUGGAAGCCGUCGGUGCUCCCGAAGAGGUUCGCGCUAAGAUGAGAAUCGGAAAACCUAAGCUGGAAUUUACGAAAACUGGCGACGGAGAAGGUACAAUUAAACUGAUAGGUGAGCAGAAAACCAUUGUUAUAAAUGCUAAACGAGACGAAGAAUACGAUUCACCGGCUGGUUUAGCGUACGACAAAACCAGAAAAGUGAGAACCGAAAAGGUCUCGGAUUCAAAGUUCGUAACAAGGGGCACGGGUGACCAGUCCCAGAUCGUCAACCGAGUCGUAGAAACACGUGAACUUGUCGGUGACGUGUUGGUAGUUUCCUUGGAACUGGAUGGUGUUGUGUGCAAACGUUACUUCAACAGAGCAUAG
Molecule: messenger RNA, 417 nt
Organism: Saccoglossus kowalevskii
Lineage: Eukaryota; Metazoa; Hemichordata; Enteropneusta; Harrimaniidae
Product: fatty acid-binding protein Fh15-like
Molecular function (GO): lipid binding
Source: RefSeq, a predicted model, not a curated record